AUGUCUUCCUCUCCAGAACGAUCACCACACAGCUGGCGGUGCGAGUGUGGACUUCCUGGAGUGCGCUUGCGCACUGAGUCCCCUUCCAAUCCUUCUGGCCGCGCAUACUACAAAUGUAUCCCUUGUGACCGCGUCCUCGGAUUCUGCCCCUGCACUACCCCGGGCGCGAGGACAACUUUGACCUGUGACUGCAGUCAAGAUGGCAGCGAGGCCGGGUCACCAGGUCUUGAAGACCAGGUGCCCCGAGGUGUCUCCAUCCUCUCCGCCAACGCACACUCGUUUAACCCGCUCAACCCGGACUCAGGGUUCGAUGAGGACUGGGAUCCAAAUUGGAGCCCGGGCUACAUGGUCUCGCGAUUCAAAGCCCGCGGCAAGGAGCUCGGUCCUUGGGCUUAA
Molecule: messenger RNA, 396 nt
Organism: Penicillium chermesinum
Lineage: Eukaryota; Fungi; Ascomycota; Eurotiomycetes; Eurotiales; Aspergillaceae
Exons: 1
Coding region: 1-396 (131 amino acids)
Source: RefSeq, a predicted model, not a curated record